Aspergillus ruber CBS 135680 is the source of this 1417-nucleotide messenger RNA. Its product is annotated as alkene reductase. Gene Ontology annotation, molecular function: NADPH dehydrogenase activity; FMN binding. NCBI's taxonomy places the organism in Eukaryota, Fungi, Ascomycota, Eurotiomycetes, Eurotiales, Aspergillaceae. Bases 245 to 1366 code for a protein of 373 amino acids. The record is from RefSeq and is a predicted model, not a curated record. The transcript has a single exon.
UCGAAAUUGGGAUGGUGGACAUGCGGAAGCGCGGAUCUUGAUAGGAGUGAAUCUUAAAAGGUUCGGAGACUUGUUCACUUCGAAAACGUAAUGAUGAUGGUUCAGGGAGUUGUUCAACAGACAAAGGACAUCAUUACAAAUCAAGGCAUUGACUUCUAAUAUACUAUUUUGGGGGACUCCAAUCCCGGAUAAUGAAAGAAGACCAAACCAAUUCUUUAUCUUCAUUGUUCCAAUAUCCUCCAAAAUGCCCAAAGCCUUUACUCCCAUUAGGGUUGGUUCAAUGGACCUUUCCCAUCGCAUUGCGAUGGCACCCAUGACCCGAUUCCGUGCCGAUGAUGCUCAUGUUCCCCUCCCCAUAAUGAAAGAUUACUAUCAGCAGCGUGCUGUAGUGUUUAGAAGUUUGAUCAUCACCGAAGCCACCUUUAUUUCUCCCCGAGGCGGUGGCUACGACAAUAUACCCGGAAUUUACAAUGACGAUCAGAUCGCCAUGUGGCGAAAGGUGACAGAUGCCGUCCACGCCAAAAGAUCAUACAUCGUUCUCCAGCUGUGGGCGUUGGGCCGCGCUGCAGAUCCCUCUGUCCUGGGACGUGAACAGCUCCCCGUUGUCUCGAGCAGUGCGACUCCAAUGGCGCCCAAGCACCCAGUGCCGCGAGCUCUGAAUGAGUCUGAGAUUCACGAAUUCAUUCAGGACUAUGCGCAGGCUGCUAAAAAUGCUAUUAAAGCCGGCUUUGACGCCGUCGAGAUCCACGGCGCAAAUGGCUACUUGAUCGACCAGUUCACCCAGGACACAUGCAACACCCGCACCGACAAAUGGGGCGGAAGCGUCGAGAACCGCUCUCGCUUCGCCCUCGAAGUAACGAAAGCAGUUGUUGACGCUAUCGGCCCCGAACGGACAGGAAUUCGACUCAGUCCGUGGAGCUCUUUCCAAGGAAUGCGCAUGAAAGAUGUCAUCCCGCAAUUCACCCACCUAGCCAAGGAGCUCGCCAAGUUCAAGCUUGCCUAUAUACAUUUGGUCGAAUCCCGCGUCUCUGGACCCGGAGAUGCGCCCGAGUCUGCCGAUAAGCUUGAUUCCUUCCUGCAGGCCUAUGGAAAGGCUAGCCCAGUGAUUUUGGCGGGUGGCUACACUGUGAAUAAGAUUGAUGAGGCGCUCGAGAAGACGUAUAGUGAUUAUGACGUUAUUGUUGGUAUUGGGCGGUAUUUCACUUCUAAUCCGGAUUUGAUCUAUCGGAUUAGACAAGGCAUUCCUUUGCGGCCAUAUGACCGCGAACACUUUUACACACCGAAGGAUCCAUGUGGUUAUAUUGACUAUGACUUUUCUCGUGAGUGGGAGUGUUGCGAGGCGAAUGAUGGAGGCUGUCAGCCGUGAGUCGUGAAUAUGUAUAACUAGUUCUAGGACAAAGUAUACCUUAUUUCCCGC